Messenger RNA from Staurois parvus, 387 nucleotides. Lineage: Eukaryota; Metazoa; Chordata; Amphibia; Anura; Ranidae. The record is from the annotation of a GenBank genome assembly.
ACUAUACGGCCAAAAGUAUUGGCCCCGCCCUACAAAUCAUGUGAUUCGGUGUUCCAAUCCCCUCCAAAUCAUGUGAUUCCGGUGUUCCAAUCCCCUCCAAAUCAUGUGAUUCAGGUGUUCCAAUCCCCUCCAAAUCAUGUGAUUCAGGUGUUCCAAUCCCCUCCAUAUCAUGUGAUUCAGGUGUUCCAAUCCCCUCCAUAUCAUGUGAUUCAGGUGUUCCAAUCCCCUCCCAAUCAUGUGAUUCAGGUGUUCCAAUCCCCUCCAUAUCAUGCGAUUCAGGUGUUCCAAUCCCCUCCAUAUCAUGCGAUUCAGGUGUUCCAAUCCCCUCCAUAUCAUGUGAUUCAGGUGUUCCAAUCCCCUCCAUGGACACAGGUGUAUACAAUCCAU